This is a messenger RNA of Podospora anserina S mat+, 93 nucleotides long. RefSeq lists its product as uncharacterized. NCBI's taxonomy places the organism in Eukaryota, Fungi, Ascomycota, Sordariomycetes, Sordariales, Podosporaceae. The record is from RefSeq and is a predicted model, not a curated record. Bases 1 to 93 code for a protein of 30 amino acids. The transcript is spliced from 2 exons.
AUGUCUCCCCGGGGGUGUUUACCGGUGCUAUACAGCUGUCUGGAACAGGACAGAUCCUGCUGUCAUAGAGCUUCCAGGUUUCUUGCACGAUAG